GAGCAGUCUGGAUUCAUUUUAUUGAAUUCUGUUUGAACUCAUUUUGAGAUUCAGGGAGGCUCUUCUUAUUCAAGAUCUCUUGGAUAUAAAGCCUACAUGUAUUUCAUUUCCUUGUGUUUGUAUACAUGUAGGUACAGUAUAGUCUAACAUCUGAAACUGAAAUACUCUUCUCUAUAGUGUCACUGUCAGUGAAUUCCCUUUUCCAUGUAGGUUCACUUCCUAUACUGUAGAGUGUUGACAUAUGUGGAAGUACAUCAAGUGAGUUCCUGUCCUCAUCCCACCAUGUACAAUGUCCUGACAGCCUUGUACAUGUAGCAGCUUGCUGAUCACCCCCUGCAGCCCUGCAAGACUGUCACAAUGGUUCGGCUUGGGGCAUCCAAGAAGACCAUCGCUGCUCUCCUCUGCAUCUCAACCAUCUUUGUCAUUUUUAUCCUGAACUCCCAGCUGAACUCCUCGACUCGGCGUCGAACCCGCUAUGAGACCCGGCACACUCUCAGCGUCCCUCUCACCCUCAACCUGUCCAAGAAUGUCACCAUCCUGCGGCUCCCGGAUGCCAACAACCGCAUCCAUCGGUAUAAGCUGGAACGCAUCGAUGAAAAAGAAGAGGAGGAGGAUUAUUGGAGAGAUGAGGAGGAAGAGGAGAAGGAGAUGAUGAAUUUGAGAGAAGGUGAAGCAAAGGAACAAUUUGAGAUAAAAGCAGAUGAAGCAAAGAAGAAUUUGGAAGAUGGAUUGAGAGUUAAGGAAAUGCCAAACCAAACAGUGGACAGAGAACCUCAAGUAAAUAGACCACCCCAAACGAAUUCCAAGGACAUGCAAUUUAAGCACCAGGCAUUAAACAUUAGCAAACAAGGGAAUUACCUGUUGCAGGUAUCGGAUCCAAGAUAUGGUCGCAUGAUCGGCAAGGUUUUGUCUAAACUACCUAAAGAUGUCCGCAAAGACAUGACAAUGAAUAUAAGAAUGGUGGAAUCAAGAACCAGGAUGGACUUUAUGAAACUACCAACUAAUAAGCAGUGGGAGGUUAUUCUCAGAGUAUAUGCAUCCAAGGGCUACAAGCAAAGGUUUCCUGAUGUCAUCAAUAUUGGGGUGAAGAAAAGUGGAACCAAUGCACUAGGUUUCUUCCUCCCUCAGCAUCCACAGAUUGUUCAUUCCAUCGGCAACGAGGUCCAUUACUUUGAUUGGAUGUAUGAAAAAGGCUUGUCCUAUUAUAAAUCGAGAAUGGGCUUUGCAAAACCUAGCAUGCUCAUUUUUGAGAAAACACCACGUUAUUUUGUGACUGCUCUAGCUCCAAAGCGAAUCCUAGCCGAUUUACCUACCAAACCAAAAUUCAUAUUGUGCGUAAGAGACCCUAUAUCCAGACUUAUAUCAGACUUUAGGCAUGAAUCUGAAUUGAAAUUAAGGAGAGAGUUUAAGAGUAAUAGGUUAAAGUAUGCCUCGAGGACGGGCCAGUUUGAAGGUGAGCGGUUGAAACAAGAGAUCCUUGACAAGUUUGGUCACGUCAAUGGAUCCAACGAGCUGGUGGACACCAGUGUGUUUGUCAAACAUUACAAGAACUGGCUGCAGUAUUUUCCUCCAGAGAGGAUCCUCGUCAUUGAUCAGGUGAAGAUGGAGAAAGACGUCUAUGCCGAGAUGAAACGACUUGAAGAGUUCCUUGAGUUGGAACCUUUCUUCAAUCCAUCCAUGUUUUACUUUGACCCAGCCAAGAACGGGAUCUGCAUGCGGGAAGGGCAUCUCCCCAAUAGGAACUGCCCUGCAAAGAGUACCCCCAGUGUUCUUCCCAAAGCCAUCAUCGAUCCCGAAACGUUGGCCAAAUUAAAAGAGUUCUACCGUCCAUUUAACCAAGAGUUCUCACAAUUAACGGGAAUGUCCUUUUCUUGGGCAAACUAGAUUGGAUGGUGUCCAUAAAAACUAAAACCUUUUGAGUACAUUGCCCAAGACAACUGGACAUGUCCUUUUUUUAUCAAUUUUUUUGCCUAAAUCCACCCAAGUUGUACUGAAUCAGUUCAGGUUGGCACACUGGCUAGUGAUCUGUAUAUAUAGGAAUGCCAGACUGUCUCCUUAGAGCCAAUGAUUCUAGAUGAUAGUUGAUCUCAUAUUGAGUAUCACAAGUUGUUGAUCUCAUAUUGAGCAUCACAAGUUUCAUAUAGAAACUGUGGAUUAUCUAAUUUGAAAAAUUAUUCAAGAAGUGUAUAUUUUAUUGGAAAUAAAGAAAACACUCCACCAUAUAUAUAGACUUUAUAUUAUAGAUGUAGGUGUGUCUAUGAAUUGGACUAAAAUUGGUGUAUAAUAAAAUGGAAAAUAAUGUGUUCCGUACAUGUAUCUCUGCAUGCCUUCAAAAUCAACAAUUCAAGAUUUUCUCAAACUAUCUCUCUUUAGAAGUCAAUAAUGUAGUACUUUUUAAACUAAAUGAUUGACCUAUGUACAUAUAGUUAUCUGAAAAUGCAUUUGUUUUGAAUAUUUGUGAGAGGAGUAUGGAAAGCCAAAUAUUGGACGAGCACUUUAAACAUGGUGUGAAUAUAUUUUAGAUGAUUCUGGGUGUGACUGUUUUUCUUGUCAAUUCUCUUAGAUGUGUAAAUUCAGUACUAUGCCAUUUUAUCUAGGUGUAGAUUUAGCUUAAUGAUAUCCUAUCAAACGUUUUCGUAGUAUUUUUCAUUUUCUUGAAAUCCAUAUUUUAAACCAUUGUUGUGACAUCUGAAUGCUCUCUUGUUUCAUAUCCACACAAACUUUUUUAUGUAGACAAGCAUAUACAACCUUAAAAUCAUUAUUAGCUGUGAGUUUUUGUUUUGGGUGUUUUAAGAAUCUGCAAAGUACUUGUUUUGUUUUCACAACUGCAGCAGACUGGCCCAGACAUUAUUCCCAUAGAUAAUCACAUUGAUUCAUGGGGCAGAGUGACAAUCACCUGUCAUGAAUGUCUUUACAAUAUUCCUUUUUAGAGGACGUUCACCCUGACGAUAAGUUGAUUUUAUUUAAAGCGGAAAAAUUAGAGAUGAAUAUUAGUGAAGGUUUGAUGAAAAUCAAAUUUUCAA
Molecule: messenger RNA, 3023 nt
Organism: Lytechinus variegatus (green sea urchin)
Lineage: Eukaryota; Metazoa; Echinodermata; Echinoidea; Temnopleuroida; Toxopneustidae
Product: heparan sulfate glucosamine 3-O-sulfotransferase 1-like
Exons: 2
Coding region: 358-1884 (508 amino acids)
Molecular function (GO): [heparan sulfate]-glucosamine 3-sulfotransferase activity
Source: RefSeq, a predicted model, not a curated record